GCAAGCGCGCCGCCCCGUUGAGAGUGAAAAGUGAAAGAUCCCAUUUUCCCAUUUCUUUCCUUUUCUUCUUCUCAUUAUUACUAUGGCUUCCGCUUCUUUAUCACUUUUUUCCACGCUCUCUAAACUCUCUUCUUCUCUCCCAACUUCUCCUCCUAAGCUUUCGUUUCCCCUUCAUUCCCUGUCGGUUAAGUUCAAUCCCCCUGCUUUUUCACUCAGUUUUCCCCCGAUUUUCCCUGGGCUUUCCCGGUUACAUUCCCCCAAGAAUCACCGACCUCUUGCCUCCCUAACUGACAUGGCAUCGGACAAAAGGGUUUUUGAUUCAGGUGACGACUUGGCUGUUUCUCUAGCCAAAUACACCGCCGAUUUGUCGGAUCACUUUGCUAACAAGAGGGGCGCUUUCACUGUUGUUCUCUCUGGUGGAUCUCUCAUCAAAUGCCUCAGGAAAUUGGUGGAGCCACCGUAUGUUGAUUCAAUAGACUGGUCGAAAUGGCACGUGUUUUGGGUUGAUGAGAGAGUUGUACCCAAAGAUCACGUUGACAGCAACUACAAACUCGCUUAUGAUGGAUUUCUUUCUCAGGUGCCAAUUCUCCCUGGUCACGUUUAUGCUAUUAAUGAUGCACUAUCUGCUGAGGGUGCAGCUGAAGAUUAUGAAACCUGCCUGAAGCAUUUGGUAAAUACCAAAGUGGUUGAUGUCUCAGCAGCAAGCGGGUUCCCAAAAUUUGAUCUUAUGCUUCUCGGUAUGGGCCCAGAUGGGCACGUGGCUUCUUUAUUUCCAGGUCACCCCCUUCUCAAUGAGAAUCAGAAAUGGGUCACCUUCGUCAAGGAUUCCCCCAAACCACCCCCAGAGAGAAUCACUUUCACCUUUCCGGUUAUCAACUCAUCGGCGUAUAUCGCACUUGUGGCGCCCGGUGCUAGCAAAGCAGAUGCUGUGUAUACUGCACUAGGAGGAGGAAGUUCUCAGAAUGCUGAAACAUUACCUGUUCAGAGGGUUGCUCCUGAAGGGGUAUUGACUUGGUUCUUGGAUAAGGAUGCUGCUUCCAAACUGUAACGUAAAAGAUAUACCUUGAUAGGGUCUGAUCGAAUGUAAGUUAUUCCUCACAACGAGGGUGUUAGGCUUGUGCAAUGCAUUUGAAUAAGAGAGUUUGUAUGUUCGUCUCUAGGCUAGAGUUAAUAAGUGAUGUUUGAUCUUGAUGCAUGGUAUCAUCUGAAACGAGGCAAGCUUCAAAAACAUCCUAGACGGUCUGGUCUUGGGUGAUGCAGGAUGGUGGAUUGGAUCCCUCUUCUCUUAGGUAGGACUUCUGGAAGAGUUUAUUCAUCUCUCCUCUGUCACCCAUGGUUCUUGUUUGAAGUUGUCUUGAACUCAAAACACUCGAGUUUUUGGACUAAAUUACUUGAUGAAUUCUCAACAAA
Cucumis melo (muskmelon) is the source of this 1410-nucleotide messenger RNA. Its product is annotated as probable 6-phosphogluconolactonase 4, chloroplastic. Gene Ontology annotation, biological process: pentose-phosphate shunt; carbohydrate metabolic process. The coding region runs from base 83 to 1048 and encodes 321 amino acids. The record is from RefSeq and is a predicted model, not a curated record. Lineage: Eukaryota; Viridiplantae; Streptophyta; Magnoliopsida; Cucurbitales; Cucurbitaceae. The transcript is spliced from 3 exons. Gene Ontology annotation, molecular function: 6-phosphogluconolactonase activity.